Ictalurus punctatus (channel catfish) is the source of this 2669-nucleotide messenger RNA. RefSeq names its product fucose-1-phosphate guanylyltransferase (gene fpgt). Bases 218 to 1894 code for a protein of 558 amino acids. The transcript has 4 exons. Lineage: Eukaryota; Metazoa; Chordata; Actinopteri; Siluriformes; Ictaluridae. The record is from RefSeq and is a predicted model, not a curated record. Gene Ontology annotation, molecular function: transferase activity, transferring phosphorus-containing groups.
CGGAAUAGCGGUGAUAAAAAAAACCGUGGACGAGCCAGUGCUUCUUACUUACACGGAUGAAGUUAGUAACAUUCAGAUUAUCAGAUUAUUUAACAGCUAAUUAACAAAUAAACGACGUAAAAAAUGGCUAAACCCCAUGUCGUUAAUUGUUGAUGCGUGUCUCUCACUUUGUUUGUUUGACUUUUAGCUCGCUGAGGUAAUCGAGCUAAUUUCCACAAUGGCAGAGCAAACAAAAAAAAUCAAAUGUAUAAAAAACAUACAUCUGGCAAAAUCCACUAAAGACAAAUUGGAUAAAUUCAACAGAAUAAGGGCAGUAGAUGAAGAUCAAAGGUGUUGGUAUGAAGUUCAGCUACAGGAGAAGAUCCGCAGGCGAGAGCUUCCCCUCAGUGUUUAUCAUGUGUUUGCAGAUCCUCCAGGCUACAAAAUCGGUAAUGGAGGCUCAACACUACACGUUCUGCAGCUCCUGAGUGAUGAGUAUGGAGAGUCUUUAUCCAGAUUCAGAGUGCUCCUCAUCCACGCUGGAGGGUGGAGUCAGCGUUUACCCCACGCCAGCGCUCUGGGGAAGAUCUUCAUGGCUCUUCCACUGGGAGAUCGUGUGUAUCAGAUGUUGGAUCUGAAGCUGCUCAUGUAUGUGGAUUUUCCUGCUCACAUGAAUCCUGGCGUGUUGGUCACAUGUGCUGAUGACAUCGAGCUCUACAGUGCCAUCCCCAGGGUGGAGUUUAAUAAACCUGGCUUCACCGCUCUCGCACACCCCUCCCCCCUGUCCAUCGGCCAGUCACACGGCGUGUUUGUUCUCGAACGCGGAGAUGAGCCGCCUGUCCAUGAUGUGGAAUAUAGAACCUGUGUCCAGUUCCUGCACAAGCCUAGUGUGGAAGUAAUGCACAGGAGUGGCGCAGUAAUCAGGAAGCAGGAUGAUGAAGUGGUCUACACGGACAGCACGUAUUACAUCAGUUAUGGCACGGUGGAGACGCUGCUGGUCCUGUUCAGAGAAAUCGGACCUCUGAGGUGUGAGAUUGACGCCUACGGAGACUUUCUGCAGAGUUUAGGAACAAGCGCUACGGCUGAGUACAUCAACAACACUGAGAAUGUGAUGAAGAAGGAGAAAGAUCUGGUGGAGGCCAGAAAGAAGAUCUUUGAGCAUCUAAGAGGAACAAAGCUGAAUGUUGUAAUCCUCAACGAGUCAAAAUUCUACCACCUGGGCACCAUAGAAGAGUACCUGUUCCACCUCACUGUAGAUCCGUGUCUACGAGAGGAACUCGGCCUCCAGACCAUCACCUUCAGCUCAUGUCCUCUGGACGUAUGUGAGAAUAAAAACGUGUGUGUCAUACAGAGCAUCGUCCACCCAAGUGCACGAGUGUGUGAGAGCAGUGUGGUGGAGUUCUCCAGGCUGGAGGAUGGAGUCGAGCUGGGACGGAGCUCCAUCAUCAGUAGCUGCUGGGUGGAAAAGGGUCUCUUCGUUCCCUCCAACACCUUCAUGCACUCGUUUGCCGUGUGUUCAGAUGGCAGGACGAAAUUCAUCACUGUGGCAUUUGGCAUUCAGGAUGAUCUGAAGAAGACGGUGUCCAGCCGUGAAGACGUGAGCAGGUUGGAGGUGUUUGGUGUUUCUGUGGGAGAGUGUGUGAGUCGCUGGGGACUGAGCAUAGGGGACAUCAGGGUCUCAGGAGACGGCUGUGUGUGCAACCUUUGGACCUGCUGCAUGUUUCCCGUGUGUGAGGACAUGAAGACCUCAUUUUCUGUCGCGCUUCAGAUGGUCCAAGCAGCUCAUGGAGAUGGAGUUGUGAGUUUACACAAAUACACACUGCUCUCACUGCAGGACAUCCUCCACCACAAAGAUCUGGAGACCAUGUUGCGGUUCAGAAACGAUCUGUAUGAGGUAAUUCUGCAGGGAAAAUGAGAUGCAACACAUCAGGACUACCAACAUCUGGGAAGAAUAUCAAGAUCUUAUAUAUCUUAUAUAAUAUAUCGUAUAUCCAGCUAAAUGGAACACAUCGCAUUUUUAAAAAAAUUAAGCCCUUAUCUCCUGCAAUGUGUGUUUGUGUUUCAGAAUUUACUGUCUACGAUCUCCUCACAUCACAAUCUCUUCACGUCACUAUCUCCUCACGCCACAAUCUCUUCACGUCACCAUCUCCCCACGUCACUAUCUCCUCACGCCACAAUCUCUUCACGUCACUAUCUCCUCACGCCACAAUCUCUUCACGUCACUAUCUCCUCACGCCACAAUCUCUUCACGUCACUAUCUCCUCAUGCCACAAUCUCUACACGUCACUAUCUCCUCACGCCACUAUCUCACGUCACUAUCUCCUCACGCCACAAUCUCUUCACGUCACUAUCUCACGUCACUAUCUCCUCACGCCACAAUCUCUUCACGUCACUAUCUCCUCAUGCCACUAUCUCACGUCACUAUCUCCUCACGCCACAAUCUCUUCACGUCACUAUCUCACAUCACUAUCUCACGUCACUAUCUCCUCACGCCACAAUCUCUUCAGGUCACUAUGUCCUCACGUCACUAUCUCCUCACGUCAUGAUCUCUUCACAGGGUUCUGAUUCUCUUUCUCUGCACUCUGACUGUCAGCGGGUUUUAAAGCUCUGAUGAUGUGUAUAAAUUUGCUCUGAUUCUUGAUAUUGUAGAAAAUAUAUAAAAUAUAAAAAAAUUAAAUUCUGUUCUAUUA